CUUUCUCACACUGCUGCUAGUCCUUUCAUAGCCCUCCACUUUCAAUAUAUGCUGUGGGGCAUUGAUCUUUUCUGGCAGAAAGAAAAAGAAAAAGGCAUCUUAUGCAUGAGUUAAAAUUAGCAGAUCUCUAAAAGUCCACCGACACUGGAGGCCAAACAUCAAGUUGCUGUCGAGGGGAUUGUGAAUUAAUCGCUCAGUUAAAUGAAAAUGGGUUUGAAAGGGAUCGGCUUUCUGCUCCAGUGUUACCUGAUGUUGGCAGCAGGUAUGUAUUUUGAUCUUGGAGAGCAAGAAGAAAAAUGCAUCAUUGAAGAGGUUCCCGAAGACACACUAGUGACAGGUUACUUCUUGUUGGAGCCGUGGGACAAGAAGGCCCCCAGCCACACACCCCACCUCGGCGUCACUGUGACGGUCAGAGACCAUAGCCAGGAGGUUGUCAUGUCCAAACGCUAUGGAAAAUUUGGCAAAUUGACCUUCACAGCUCACCUCUCCGGUCACCACUACCUUUGUUUCCAGACCAACUCCACAAGGUUUUCCGUCCAUGCUCAAGAAAGGCUGAAGAUACAUCUGGAUGUUCAGAUGGGAGAACACCCGACUGAUCCCAGUGCCGACAGGACCAAAGACAACUUUGAGAGUCUAGAAAGCAGUCUCAGUCACCUCACAGAUCAGAUGAUGUACAUCACAAGGCAGCAGGAGUAUCAGAGGGAGAAGGAGGAGGUGUUUCGUCAGAUCAGCGAGGAGACCAACAGCAAGGUGUUGUGGUGGGCUCUGAUCCAGACCUCCAUUCUUCUGUCUGUAGGUUUCUGGCAGAUGAAACGACUCAAAGACUUCUUCAUCGCCAAGAAACUGGUGUGAUGGUUAAACUUUGACCUGUACAGGUGUAUUUGGUAUACACUGUAAUGAAAGAAUAUGCAUUUUAGAUAUCAACAAAUUAAAAACCCUGUCAUUUGUUUAACAGCUUUUAUAUAAUAAACAAUGUAGAAGACUAUGUUGGAGUAAAAAGAAUAACAAUAAU
Cololabis saira (Pacific saury) is the source of this 1012-nucleotide messenger RNA. Its product is annotated as transmembrane emp24 domain-containing protein 11. Gene Ontology annotation, cellular component: Golgi apparatus; endoplasmic reticulum-Golgi intermediate compartment; endoplasmic reticulum. The record is from RefSeq and is a predicted model, not a curated record. Gene Ontology annotation, biological process: intracellular protein transport; Golgi organization; endoplasmic reticulum to Golgi vesicle-mediated transport. NCBI's taxonomy places the organism in Eukaryota, Metazoa, Chordata, Actinopteri, Beloniformes, Belonidae. Bases 202 to 852 code for a protein of 216 amino acids. The transcript is spliced from 5 exons.